Marchantia polymorpha subsp. ruderalis is the source of this 2585-nucleotide messenger RNA. Lineage: Eukaryota; Viridiplantae; Streptophyta; Marchantiopsida; Marchantiales; Marchantiaceae. The record is from the annotation of a GenBank genome assembly.
CGGGUCCGGGAAGACUCCAAGAGAGAGUCUCGUCGGACCUCCAGAGGAAGGACUUUUUCCUUAUGCGCUGGAGGAGCAAGGAGCAGAAGGUCGACUUGAGCCGGGUGAGAACUGUCAGGGACUCAUGGACCCGUGGACUUCGACUACUCGUGGACUUCGACAUUAGUCUUCUCUUGUUGGGACCGAGCUGCAGAUUUGCCUUUGAUGAAUCUGGCGGGAGCAGCAGUACAUUAACCUAAGACCCGUGUUGAGGGAACGACUUGACAGAUUUUCCUGCACGACAAGAGUUGGAGCCCGCUUAUAUUGCGAGACGGUGUUUUCCGAAUCGGGCAUAUUUCCUCGGGAGGUGUAGACUUUCACGGUCGACGGGUUUUUUUUAAAUCAUUUUGGGUUCGAAGUGUUCGAAUAUAGUGACAACCGUAGGACCCUGCAGAAGAGGAAAACAUGGGGCUCCUAUCGUUUGCCGUCAGUCCGGAGCUGAGACCAGCUUUCGAUAGCAUGACCUUUGGAUACAAACUCUGCUUGCUGUAUGUCAAUCUCAGCGACAGGUUUCUCAAAUGGCACAAAGUACCGGUGGUUUUGGGGCUCAUUUACCUCGAGCUGAGACGAACGAUUCAUCAAAAGUACAAUCUUAUUGCCGUCGGCCCAGCGGACAAGGAUCCUGGCGAUGAAGGCUCAUUCAUCGGUCGAAACAUCGACCAAACUCCACCCGUAUCAGAAAGUCAACUUAUGGAACCACACCCAGCCGUGGUUGCAACUAAGCUCCUCAACCGCAAGAAUUUCGUUGGCACGGGAACUCAGUUCAACAUGAUAGCCACUUCGUGGAUCAAUUUCAUGAUUCAUGACUGGAUCGACCACCAGGAGGACGAUUCACCGAGCAAGAUUGCAGAAUUGGUGGCGCCAAGCUCUGUUGCCGCGCAGUGUCCACUGAAGGCCUUCAAGUUUCACCCAGGGCAUGAGGAGGACAUUGGUUCCGGGAAAAUUGGAUUCCGCAACACACGAUCCUCUUGGUGGGAUGCGAGUAUGAUCUAUGGAACCAGUGCCGAGGUCCAGCAGUCCCUGAGGACUGGGAAGGAAGGAAAAUUGAAAAUUUCAGACGAUGGAUCGGGACUUCUCCAGGCUGGGCACAACGACAUCCCCCUCACCGGAGAUCCUCGCAACCCAUGGAUGGGGGUCGCAGUUCUGCAGUCCUUGUUCAUUGCCGAGCACAACCUUAUCUGUGAUACGAUCAAGGCAGCUCAUCCCACUUUCGACGACGAGACGAUCUACAAGCACGCCAAGGUUACGACUCAGACUGUCCUUGCUAAAAUCCACACCAUCGACUGGACCGUUCAGCUCCUGAAGAUGAACACUCUGCUUGCUGGCAUGCGAGCGAACUGGUACGGGCUGCUAGGAAAGUGGGUCAAGGACAACAUCGGAAGCACAAACAUCAGUCUUCUUAGUGGGAUCGUUGGGCACUCGAAGACAGUGGACCAUGGCGUGCCUUAUUCUUUGACGGAGGAGUUCACUUCAGUAUACAGGAUGCACCCUCUUCUGCCCGAGAAAAUCGAGAUCAGGGAUCUCCGAAAAGCGCCGAAAAUUAAAAAUGAGCCCGUGCUGAUUGAAGAAGUCCCACUCGGAGAAAUGAUCGGUACGGCGGGGAUCAAGAAGGCCAGAGGAUAUGGAAUCAAGACCCUGCUGAUGUCUAUGGGCAACCAGCCGUCUGGAGCUCUGACUCUAUUCAACUAUCCCACAUGGAUGAGGGACCUCGAAGUGACAGAUGCAAGUGGAGUCCGUCGCACUGAUCAUGUAGACAUGGCAGCUCUGGAAAUCUACAGAGAUCGUUCACGCCGAGUUUAUCGUUACAACGAAUUCCGCAAGAGACUGUUCAUGCCCACGAUCAAGAGUUGGAGCGACCUGACCGACGACCGUGAAACCAUCGCAAUCCUCACUGACGUUUACGGAAACGAUGUGGAGAAGUGUGACGUUCUCGUCGGACUGCUAGCAGAAAAGAAGAUCAAAGGAUACGCGAUUAGCGAGACGGCUUUCUACAUUUUCCUCCUGAUGGCAACAAGGAGGCUGGAGGCUACUCCCCUCUUCACCACCAACUUCAACGAGGCAACAUUCACAAAAGAGGGACUGCACUGGGUCAAUACAACCGAGGGUCUCAAGGAUGUACUUCUUCGCCAUCACCCUGAAGUUGUAAAAUCCUGGAUGCCAGCAAGCUCGGCCUUCAGCAUUUGGAGCGUUCCUGCCGAUAGUUUCAACCCCAUCCCAACUCUAAUUCGCUUUCCCUAGGCAGUCAUCGAAUUCGGCGAUUCCUCCUGUAGAUACGUGUACUUACUAGCUCCUUGACGUGUUAUCUUCCAUAUCUCAGAGAUCCAAAGUCUGGCCAAAAUUCCCAUCACUCGACUGGGCAAAGCUUUUGUAGUUGUAGGUUACAUUUGUAAACGCGUUGUUGGUAAGAAAAUAGUUCAGUUGUAGUUAUCAGCAAAUACUGUUCAAAGCAGUAACAAUACGGUUUCCCCAUCGAGCAGUCGCCAGCACGUGACUUGUUCAUUCCUGUGACACAUAUUUUGAGUAUAAUCAAUAAAAAUCACCUUCUG